Molecule: messenger RNA, 5284 nt
Organism: Onychostoma macrolepis
Lineage: Eukaryota; Metazoa; Chordata; Actinopteri; Cypriniformes; Cyprinidae
Gene: gc2
Product: guanylyl cyclase 2
Exons: 22
Coding region: 819-4166 (1115 amino acids)
Biological process (GO): protein phosphorylation; receptor guanylyl cyclase signaling pathway; cGMP biosynthetic process
Molecular function (GO): peptide receptor activity; protein kinase activity; guanylate cyclase activity
Source: RefSeq, a predicted model, not a curated record
CUUAGUGUGUGCUUUUUGUUAAUUUCCAGUACUUUGUGUAAGUAAACAAUACGCGAGAACGCUCAUCUGUCUGAAUGACUGAUGACGGAAGAUUUGGAUGGCAGCGAGGAAAUGUUUGAAAUGUCCUCUAGAGAUGACCGCAGUGACGGCAGGUCAAGUCUCGAGGGGGAAUUAUUGGAAUUAUGGAUGAGAAAAUCUACCAUGAGCUUUGACUGAGCACGUAAAACAUGGAGAUAUGGCAUAUGGAAAGUUUUUUUAGACAAGGCUUUACUAAAACAUUCUGAUUGGUCAAGGAUUUAAUUUUGGUCACUCACUGCAUAAGAAAGCAAUUAUAUGGCAAGGGAAAGUAUUUGUGUAAGAUUGCAGGGAGGAAAUUUAAGAGAGAGGGUGGUGGGGACAGAUGGAGCUGAUUAUGAAAGUGAACCGCAAACCUUUGUCACUUUUGUUACUGAAACUUAGCUAGCUUUACCAGAAUUAGGUGUUGGGGGUUCUAUUGGAUUCUACUGCCCCCUAUACAACAAUUACCAGCAGCUGUCAUUUUUGGAAGAACAUAUACAACACUAUAAUGUGUCCAUCACACAGACUGAAAAUUGGAUUGAUAUAAUCUUCAGGUCAUUCAUUGAGUAUUUCCAUGGAGAGGAUUUGCGCAGAUGAAGACAACAAGUUAUGGAAAUGAACAACCAGCUAUUACUUUGGCAGUUAGAGUUGUUUGCUGGGGCUGGUGACCUGAUUGACAUUAAGGGCAUCUCUCAUGUGACAGUGAAGAAACUCCACUGUGUGCCAACCCACCAGCUGUGUGGCUGACCUGUUACCCUGCAAUGCGACGGCCAUCCAGUGCCUUUCACAGCUUACGUCCAGCAUGGGCCACCAGAGGACUCCAGAUCCCUGACCUAAGCACUCAUAAACAUACCUAUUUAUGUCUCUGGCUACUGUUGUCUACUGUAAGCUUCCUGUGCCUUUUCCCUGCCACCUCUGCUGCCACCGUUAGGGUUGGGGUGGUGGGUCCUUGGUCAUGUGACCCCCUCUUUUCUAAAGCCCAGCCUGGCGUGGCUGCGCAGUUGGCUGUGGAUCACAUAAACAGGGACCCUUACCUCUCACAAGGCAUCACGUUUGAUUAUGUCAUCCUGGAGGAGGACUGUGAGACGUCCCAGGCUUUUUCCCGUUUCCUCGGUUUCUACAAACGGGCGUCUGGGUUUAUUGGUCCAGUGAACCCAGGUUACUGUGAAGCUGCCUCUCUGCUAGGAAAGAGUUGGAAUAAGGCAGUGUUUUCCUGGUCUUGUAUUGGACAUGAGUUGGAUGACGCCCGUAGUCACCCUACGUUUGCCCGGACCAUGCCCCUACCCUCCCUUGUCCUGCUACGCUUCAUGCACCACUUUCGCUGGGCACAUGUGGGCAUCAUUACAUCAGCAGAGGAUGCCUGGUUUGAGGCGGGUAUAAAGCUGGCCAAUGCCCUGCGGAGUCAUGGGAUGCCUGUUAGCAUUGUGGCAUCUGUUCGUAAUGACCACACCAGCAUGCGCAAGACCCUGGCCAAAGUCAAGAAAGUAGCAGAUCUCCACUUGGUCAUCCUCGUUAUGCACUCGGUGUUGAUUGGUGGAGGAACCCAGAAGUUGCUGUUGGAGACAGCUUAUGACAUGCGGAUGACAGACGGCUCGCUGGUGUUUUUAUCUUACGAUACACUCUUUUACAGUCUGCCCUACCAUCAUGUAGCCCAGCCUGCCCUGCGCAAAAACAGCAAGCUGCUACGAGCCUACGAUGCCGUGCUCACCAUUACUAUAGAGUCUCCACAGGAACAGUCUUUCUACCAAGCUUUUGAAAAGGCCCAGGAGCAAGGAGAGCUUCCCAGGAACCUUAAACCACAGCAGGUGUCCCCAUUGUUUGGCACCAUCUACUCUUCCAUCAUGUUCAUGGCUCAUGCUGUGCAAAGUGUCAGGGCUUCAGGUCAGUGGAUGUCUGGGGGGAACAUCGCCCAGAAUGCCCGAAACCUGCUAUUCAAAGGUUUUAGCCUACAAGCAAACUUUUCUGACUUUGGCACGCUGGACUAUGUGGUGCUGGACACAGAUGGCUUUUCUUGGGAGUUGCAACCUACAUACCAUAUUGAGAUGCAGACAGAUAUGGUGCGUUUUCUGGGACGGCCGAUUCAUUUCCCCCCAGCUGGACCACCAAAAACCGAUUCCAGCUGCUGGUUUACACAUGGGAUCAUCUGCCGUGGAGGUGUGAAUCUUUUACACAUGGUUUUACUCUUCCUGUCUGGUUUUCUGUUCAUCUUCUUCUCAAUUGGUUGUUCUUACUGCAUCAGGCGUAAAAUUAGUAAGUUCCGAAUGGUGCGGGGUCCGAAUAAGAUUUUACUGACUUUAAAUGAUGUCACAUUCAUCAACCCAUCCCUGAGCAAUAAGAAGCUGAGCUUGGAUGACAGCAAGGCCAGUGACUCAAGAAUGAGCAUUUCAGAGCGAAGCCUCAAGUCUCCAUUGUCUAUUCAGUCGCCAGCCACCUACGAAAAUUCUAAUGUUGUCAUUUAUGAGGGUGAUUGGGCAUGGCUCAAAAGGCUGCCAUAUGGAAAUUUCCGGAGCAUCACUCCUAAUACCAGUGAUGUGUUUGAACUGAUGAAAGAUAUGAGGCACGAGAAUGUUAACCCCUUUCUCGGCUUCUUCCAUGACUGUGGAGUGUUUGCCAUAGUAACAGAGUAUUGUUCGCGCGGCAGCUUGGAAGAUCUGUUGCUCAAUGAUGACGUCAAACUGGACUGGAUGUUCAAGUCCUCCCUCAUUCUAGACCUCAUCAAGGGUAUGAAAUAUCUUCACCACAGGAGCAUCUGUCAUGGACGGCUUAAAUCCAGGAACUGUGUGGUCGAUGGGCGUUUCGUGCUCAAAAUCACAGACUAUGGCUACAACGAGGUGUUGGAAGCUCAGAGAUUUCCUUAUGUUGAACCUCCAGCUGAAACCCUUCUGUGGACCGCCCCUGAGAUACUGAGAGGGCCCCAUCCUGGUCUGUUUGGCAGUCACCCUGGUGAUGUGUACAGUUUCUCAAUCAUCAUGCAAGAAGUGGUCAUGCGAGGGCCUCCAUUCUGCAUGCUGGAGAACUCUUUUGAUGAUAUUAUCCAGAAGAUCCGGAAGCCUCCUCCAAUGUGCCGGCCCAUUGUGUCCCCGGAUCAUGCUCCCAUGGAGUGUAUUCAGCUUAUGAAGCAGUGCUGGAACGAACAGCCAGAGAAGAGACCCACAUUUGAUGAAAUCUUUGACCAGUUCAAGAAUGUUAAUAAAGGGAAAAAGACCAACAUCAUAGAUUCCAUGUUACGAAUGCUGGAGCAAUAUUCCUCCAACCUGGAGGAGCUGAUCAGGGAAAGGACAGAGGAGCUGGAAAUAGAGAAACAAAAGACUGAGAAACUCCUCACACAAAUGUUGCCCACGUCAGUGGCAGACGCUCUGAUGGUGGGCACUACAGUCGAACCAGAGCAUUUUGACAGUGUCAGUCUGUAUUUCAGUGAUAUUGUUGGCUUCACCACAAUCUCAGCCAACAGUGAGCCCAUAGAGGUGGUCGACCUCCUCAAUGAUCUUUACACAACAUUUGAUGCUGUAAUUGGCAAUCAUGACGUCUAUAAGGUGGAGACCAUUGGUGACGCUUACAUGGUGGCAUCGGGUGUGCCCAUGCCCAAUGGGAACCGACAUGCAGCCGAGAUUGCAAACAUGGCCCUGGACAUCCUGAGCGCUGUUGGCACCUUCAAAAUGAGACAUAUGCCUGAUGUACCAGUCCGCAUCCGAAUAGGACUUCACACAGGUCCCUGUGUGGCCGGUGUAGUGGGUUUGACCAUGCCACGGUACUGUCUGUUUGGGGACACAGUCACCACUGCUUCCAGGAUGGAGUCUAUGGGAUUGCCAUACAGAAUCCAUGUCCAUUCCAGUACAGUGAAGGUCCUGAUGGAGCUGAAAUUGGGGUACAAAGUAGAGCUGAGAGCCAGAACAGAACUCAAGGGCAAAGGUGUAGAAGAAACCUACUGGCUCACCGGGAGAGAUGGCUUCACCAAACCGCUCCCCGUGCCGCCCGUACUCAAGUCAGGACACGAAUCAAAAGAUUUUAAGGUGAUGCUUAAGAAGGCAGUGAGGAAGAUCUCCACCGUGCGUCAGGUGGCUCAGAUCACCCUAGCCGAUGAGGGCAAUGUCAUGAUCCACCAUCACUGAUGACCUUUAACCUUUGCCUUUUUGACCCCACACCUGCACGCAGAAUGAAAUGGAAGAUGGAGAAACAGAGUUCUGUUCUCAGCCUGUUUUUCUUUUAAAAGCGCCUGAAUGGGCAAGCUUGUGUGGACAGUUUACACCUGUCUGAGAAGCCGCAUAUCUCUAUUCUCUACAUGAAGCACCCUUAUUGAAAUGAACCAAAGUCUCACAAGGAGCUAAAUUUACCCCGUGGGAAUCCAUUACUCUGCACGAGGGGCGCCAAGUCCGACUCAACACAUACAGUGCAUUCACAUCAUUCACUUGCAGAUUAUCCCUUUUAGUAAACAUGUUUGUGACUAAAGAAAAUAGUAAAUUUAGUAUUGCGAUAAACUAUUGUGCAACCAGCAUUAAUGUGGUGGUUAAUAUGGUGCAUGUGGUUCUAUGAUGAUCUAUAAUUUUAGAUUUAGAUUUAGAGUUCAGUUUUACCGUGGGAUUUUAGUUGAUUUUGUUUUUCUUUUUGUGAAACUGUUUUCCUCAUAGAUGAUCAAUUAGCAUAAACCAUAAUAGGAUUACCAUGAAAACCUAAAGAAUGUCAAAAUAUGUAUUAGAAUGCAUAUUUGCAACGCAUGAAUGCGUCGUGGUGGUUGUAGAAUCAGAUUUAGUUUUGGUAAAGAAGUAAACUAUGAUGUGUAUGUACAAGUUCAAACGUUUGGGGUCAGUUUUCAAAAGAAGAUUUUUAUCCUCACUAAGGCUGCAUUUAUUUAUCAAAAAUACAGUAAAAUAAUAGCAAAUAUUAUCACAAUUAAAAUUGCUUUUCUAUUAUAUGUUCAUUUAUUCCUGUGAUGGCAAAACUUUCAGCAGUCAUUAAUCCAGUCUUCAGUGUCCUUCAGAAAUCAUUCUAAUAUGCCAAUUUGGUGCUCAAGAAACAAACAGUUGUGCUGCUUAAAAUUUAAAAUUUGUGGAAACCAUGAUUUAUUUUUCCAGUAUUUUUUGGUAAAUAAAAUGUUCAAAAGAACAGAUUUUAUUUGAAAUAGAAAUCUUCUGUAACAAUGUAAAAGUCUUUACUGUCAUUUUUGAUUGAAUUUAAUGCAUACUUGCUAAAUAAAUCUUACUGACAGUAAGCUUUUGAACAUUAGUGUAUA